UACAUAUCAUACAUCCGGCUUUGCCAUAAGGGACCGGACACCCUGUAUGUUACUCGAUUUGAAUUUAGCGGUUACCAAAAUGGCUCUGGAGGGGCAUUUUUUUUUAAUUCGGGACGGAUGCUCCCCAUUCGCCGACUCUUCUUUAGUGCCCUUUAACUUUAAUAAAACGCAAAUUUUCUUAGUGUAAUUUUUGAAUUAUUUUUUUAAUAAUACCUGAGUGAAAUAUGUAUAAUAAUGAAGUGGUAAUUGAUAAACCGCAAAGCAAGGAACGUUGUGCGAACAUUAGAGAUGAUUUGAAAAUGUGUUUACUACAAACUGACUGUUGUAGAAAGUACAAAAAAACUCCUCGACAAUGUCUUCUAGACAGAGAUCCAUCAAUUCCUGAUGAAUGUUAUGUCCUAAAGAAUGUAUUUUAUGAAUGUAAAAGAUCAUUGAUUGAUGCAAGAAGAAGGUUUCGUGGUCCUCGAGACUAUUAGUGCUAUACAUUAGAUACAUAAUGAAAAAAACAUCAUUUUUCAAAGAAUCGUUACAAAAUAAUGUGUCAACUAACAAAGCUGUACAUAUUGUAAUUAAAUGCAGACUAUUUUAAUUAAAUAAAUAAGUAAGGAUAAAA
Messenger RNA from Chelonus insularis, 613 nucleotides. RefSeq names its product cytochrome c oxidase assembly factor 5. Lineage: Eukaryota; Metazoa; Arthropoda; Insecta; Hymenoptera; Braconidae. Gene Ontology annotation, biological process: mitochondrial respiratory chain complex IV assembly. Bases 225 to 476 code for a protein of 83 amino acids. The transcript has 3 exons. The record is from RefSeq and is a predicted model, not a curated record. Gene Ontology annotation, cellular component: mitochondrion.